UUUGUUUAUUAAUUUGACAAGUGUUUGUGAGGAAUUACUUUUUAAAAAUGCAAAAUACGCAGACAGUGUUGGAUCUUGAUGGUACAACGAGAUCAGAUAGUUGUUGUGAAAAUGAUAAUCGUAAUGGUGGUGAUGAGGAAGAACGUGAUGAUAGACAUGAUAGAAUUAGACAUGUAUCAUCAAAUGGACAAGCAUUGUCAUUGUCACUUGAGGAUAGAGAGUUGUGGACGAGAUUUCAAACAAUUACUAAUGAAAUGAUUGUCACUAAAAAUGGCAGAAGAAUGUUUCCGGUUGUUAAAGUUGUUGCAAGGGGUUUAGAACCAUCUGCAAUGUAUACGUUACUUUUGGAGUUUGUACAAAUUGAUCCACACAGGUGGAAAUAUGUAAAUGGUGAAUGGGUACCAGGUGGAAAAGCCGAAGUAGCACCACCAAAUCCAAUAUAUUUUCACCCAGAAAGUCCAAAUUUUGGUGCUCACUGGAUGAAAGAGGCAGUGUCCUUUGCCAAAGUUAAAUUAACAAAUAAAUCAAAUGGAAAUGGACAAAUAAUGUUAAAUUCAUUGCACAAAUAUGAGCCACGUGUACAUCUUGUUCGUGUUGGUGCUGAAGAACAAAGAACAGUAUUGACAUAUAGAUUUCCAGAAACUCAAUUUAUUGCUGUGACUGCAUACCAAAAUGAAGAAGUUACAGGUUUAAAAAUAAAAUAUAAUCCAUUUGCAAAGGCUUUUCUUGAUGCCAAGGAACGACCGACGGAUCAACAAACUUAUCCACAAUAUACAAGUGCCUGGUUUUUACCACAACCUGGAAUGAGUUACGAUUAUGGUCCACCGUCGGCAAUAUCAGUAUCACAGUCACAAUCAUCAAAUCAACCGAGUAAUCACACCAACACCUGUACAAUAUCAUCAAGUCAUAAAAAUUCAUGCAGAACAACACCAUACACACUCAGGCAUAAAUACCUACAAGAAGAAGAAAAUGUAGAUCCUUACAAUACAGUACCAAUUCUUCAUUCAGCAUAUGUAACAACUGGUUGGUCACGAAGUCCCGAGCCAAUAUCAAUGAAUCCAAUACCCCAAGAAUGGCCAGCAUCACCAUUACCAUCACCAACAUCAUCAUCACCAUCUGGCUCAGCAUAUGUAUCACUUGGACGUCAUUCAUCAGUAAAUACACCAACAACAUCAUGUACAUUUUACAUACCACCAGUACCACCAUGUAAUUCAAGUCCUCAUGAUCAUAUUGUUGAAUCAUCAAGUUGGCUUCAUUCAACUGGAAUAACUGAUCAAUCACAAACAUCACAAUCAUAUUUAAAUUUAAAUUUACAUCUUCAUCAUCAAAUACCAAGUUAUUCACGUGCUCCAUCAUCACUAUCAGUACUUCAACAAGCUAGUAAUGAUAUUGUUGGUCCAAGUGUACUAUCAACUGGUCAUGAUUAUGGAAUAACAUAUCAUCAACAAAAUUCUGAGCAAGAACAUCAUCAACAACAGCAACAACAACAUCAUCAUCAUCAUCAUCAACAACACCAUCAUCAUCAUCAGUCACAAUUAAUACAAUUAACAUCACAAACUGAUGCACCAUCACCAGUUAAUUAUGAUACUAUUAAAAAUCAUCAUGAUAUAACUGGCUAUCAUGAGCAACGACAAAAUAAUAAUACUGAUACUCGAGGAGGAGUUGUUGUUGCUAUUGUUGAUGAUAAUGAUGAUGAUAAAAGAUAUGUUAACACUGUUAUUGAUCAUCGGCUUGCAGGACAACAUCAAAGAGACACAUCAACAACUCGUGAUGAUACACAAAGUGGAUGGACACCUUUAACACCUCCACCAGCAACACAAAAUACUAUCCUCUAAAAUUUUAAGCCCUCAAAUAUUAAUAUUAUCAAAAUUAUGGUGU
Messenger RNA from Aphidius gifuensis, 1878 nucleotides. It is a transcript of the gene byn, whose product is annotated as T-box transcription factor T. The transcript has 6 exons. Gene Ontology annotation, molecular function: DNA-binding transcription factor activity, RNA polymerase II-specific; RNA polymerase II cis-regulatory region sequence-specific DNA binding. Lineage: Eukaryota; Metazoa; Arthropoda; Insecta; Hymenoptera; Braconidae. Bases 48 to 1835 code for a protein of 595 amino acids. The record is from RefSeq and is a predicted model, not a curated record. Gene Ontology annotation, biological process: heart morphogenesis; mesoderm formation; cell fate specification. Gene Ontology annotation, cellular component: nucleus.